Molecule: messenger RNA, 1404 nt
Organism: Paramecium tetraurelia
Lineage: Eukaryota; Ciliophora; Oligohymenophorea; Peniculida; Parameciidae
Exons: 3
Molecular function (GO): calcium ion binding
Source: RefSeq, a predicted model, not a curated record
AUGAUAGGAUAAAGCAAAACUGAGUUACAUUAAGUCUUUAAGAGCUUCGAUAAAGAUGGAAGUGGAUUUGUAGAUAAGUCAGAGCUUCAUGCAAUAGCCUAAUAACUCAAUUAAGAACUCAGCAAAGAAGAGGUUGAUAAGUUAAUGUCAGUUGUAGAUAUAAAUAAAGAUGGUCAGAUAUCGUUUGAUGAGUUUUGGAAUUGGUGGCAAUUCGGAAAAAAUGGACAUUUAGAAAAACUAGUAUUUACUAAACUGAAGCUAAUGAAUUUACUUAAGAAGGUUAACUCAUAAUUCACAAGAUUUGGGAUUUCUAUCUUUGAGAAAUAAGAUAAUACAUUUGAUCAUCACUAUUGGGCAAUAAAUUAUGGUGAUUAACCCUGUCAUUUAAGAGUUGACAGCACAAUUUUAUAUAAUGGUAAAGGAAUUGCAGAAGCUUUAAAUAAUGAAAAUAAGUUAUUAAAAGGAAUCUAAUUAAAUCCAGGAAAGUUUUUCGAUGUGACCUUGAUAAUUCGUGCUCUGUAACCUGAAACAGCUAAACAGAAGUUUUAAUAAUUAUACGCUGAGUUUUUGUAAAAAUUAUAAAAGGACGAAUCUCCAGAAUCCUAAGAAAUGGUUGAAUUUCUUUCAAAGUGUGACUUGUAGGUUUCAUCAAAUACAGAUAGUCUCAUUAUCCAAUUUACAGUCAAACAUCCCUUAGUCUAAGACUUUAUUGAGACCUAAUAUACUCCUUUUUCUGAAUAAUUGGGUGAGGAUGUUGAGGUUUAGGUUGAGUUAAGUGUUGGUGUAAAAAAUGGAUUGAAAAAGAUGAUGAAAAAGAAUUAAAUUUUUAUCAAGUAUUUACUAGAAGGUUUCUUGGUUGAAUUCAAAACUAAAUUUAAUUCAUCUCUUGCUAAAAAGGUAUUCAAUUUGGGGCUUUUUAUGCUUUAACAAGCUCAAUCAAAGAAAAUGUAAUAAAAAAAGGUCCUUUCGAAAUAUAAAUAAGCCUUUACAUUCCCACUCCUUUUUAAGCACUCAAAAUUUCAUUUACAAUUUAAAAAUAUGGAAGAUGUGGAUGCUUUCCUUAAAUCUCUAGGCCUAGAUGAACUAGUCGAAGAUUAACCAAAUGCAAGGGAUUUGUUACAGGAGCUUAUUUAGCAAGAUGAAAUAGAUGAUUUUAAAAAUCCUCAUGACGAUGCUCACAUCGUCUAUUAAUUUUAUUAAUUUGGAAAACAAUACUUGAUUGCUAAAGGAUCAGCCUUUGCAUAAUUUCCAAAUGCACUUGCUAAAUUUGAAUUUAAUUUUGAAGGAUUAGCUGAUGUUAUGGAAUGCAUAUUUAGAGAAGAUGCAGAUGACUAAAAAAAGAAAUAGAAAUGAAUUGAAUUCAAAAUAUAUCUAAUCAAAUAUAAGAUAUUAUUAUUCUCAUCA